Prorocentrum cordatum is the source of this 366-nucleotide messenger RNA. Lineage: Eukaryota; Dinophyceae; Prorocentrales; Prorocentraceae. The record is from the annotation of a GenBank genome assembly.
AUGGCGGGCCCUGCCGAGCUCCGCGACGCCCGAGGGUGCGACCACAUGCUCAUCGGCGGCGCUAUGUCGCGCCAGGCGGGGGAGCCCCGGCCCUCCUGGGGGCGGACGCCGUCGGCGAUCGACGGCCGGGGCGGCCGCGGCCUCCAGCUGAAGGCCGACGGCAGCAGGGCGGUGGAGGGUACGAACAAGGCGUCCGCCCACGUCGUGCUCGUGGACAGCUUCCGCGGCGGGGUGUUCCAGGAGCGCAAGGACCGAGGGCUGGCGCAGGCUUGCGAAGUCGGACCUUCCGGGCCCCGAUCGCGAGUGGGUGGAGGGCCUGGAGGUCGGCACGAACCCCGAGAGGGCCGACCAGGACCGAGUUCAUGA